AUGUUCCCGGACGACGAAAAGUCCAAGACCUCGAAGGACUCCCUGGUGGCGGUGGUGCGAUGGCUGAAGUCACGCUCACCGCGCGAGAAGACGAUCCUAUCCGUGGCCACCGGGAUCUUGGCUCUGUUCAUCCUCUGGAUAGUGAUCGAGGACCACGACUUCCUGUUCGUGCUGGCCGAAACCUGCCAUUUCGUCGGGAUCGCGCUGCUGGUGUACAAGCUGUUCAUUAACAAGACCUGCGUCGGGAUAUCGCUGAGAUCGCAGGAGCUCACAUUCCUGUUCUUGGCCGCCCGGCUGUACUGCAGCUUCAUGAUGGAGUACGACAUCCAUACGGUGCUGGACGCCCUGACGCUGGUGGCCACAGGCUGGGUCAUGUACACGAUGAUGUUCCAGCUGAAGCACACCUACCAGGUUGAGUUGGACACCCUGAUGACGGCCUACGUGGCCGGACCUGCCGUGUUGCUUGCUAUAAUCAUUCAUCCCUCGACAACUCACAUUUGGAUCCACAAGGUGCUGUGGGCAUCCUGCGUCUACAUUGAGGCUGUUUCAGUGCUCCCACAGCUGCGACUCAUGCAAAAGAACAAGGUUGUUGAGCGCUUCACUGGGCACUAUGUGUUCUGCUUGGGGCUGUCUCGUUUCUUCAGCUGUGCACAUUGGAUACUUCAGAUCAUGGAUGGAAACAGUCUCUUAAUGCACAUCUGGGGCUAUGGCCCCUGGCCACUCCUCGUCCUCCUGUCGGAAGUGGUGCAGACGUUCAUUUUGGCCGACUUCUGCUACUACUACGUGAAAUCCUACGCUCAGGGAUCAGGAGUGGUGCGCCUUCCGGAGAACGUCGUCUGA
Ostreobium quekettii is the source of this 840-nucleotide messenger RNA. Lineage: Eukaryota; Viridiplantae; Chlorophyta; Ulvophyceae; Bryopsidales; Ostreobiaceae. The record is from the annotation of a GenBank genome assembly.